AUGACUUCAUACGGCGGCUUCACGAAAACAGCCUACGGCGCCCAGGGCGGCGACGACGCUGGCGGCUUCGUCUACGGCGGCUCUCAGCAGGGCAGCCAGGGCGCCGGCGGCAAGGCCUACAGCGAGGAGUCCCUCCGCCCCGUCACCAUCAAGCAGAUCAUCGACGCCGAGGAGGCCUACCCCGGCGCCGAUUUUAAGAUCGACGGCGUCACCGUCACACAAGUAACCUUCGUCGCCCAGAUCCGCCAAAUCUCCCCGCAGCCGACAAACAUCACCCUCAAGCUCGACGACGGCACCGGCCUCAUCGAGGUCAAGAAGUGGGUCGACACGGACAAGAAAGACGACGCCGACGCCAACCUCGAGCUCGAGGGCCACGUCCGCGUCUGGGGCCGCCUCAAGUCCUUCAACGGCAAGCGCCACGUCGGCGCCCACUUCAUCCGCCCCGUCACCGACUUCGACGAGGUCAACUACCACCUCCUCGAGGCCACCUACGUCCACCUCUACUUCGCCAAGGGCCCCCUCAACGGCGCCCCCGGUGGCGCCGCUGCAGGCGGCGACGGCAUGUUCGUCGACGGCGGCGACUCGUACGGCGCCGGCGCCGGAGCCCCUACCGGUGGCAACUCCGCCCAGGCCGGCAAGCUCAGGGGGUGCUCGGCCGCCGCACAAAAGAUGUUCAACUUCAUCAACAACUACCCCGGCGGCAACGAGGGCGUCCACCUCAACCAGAUCUCGAGCGGCGCUGGCCUCAGCGUGCGCGACGUGAUUGGCGCCUCGGACGAGCUGCUCGGCCAGGGCCUGAUUUACACGACGAUCGACGACGAGACGUGGGCCAUCCUCGACUACUAG
Messenger RNA from Colletotrichum graminicola M1.001, 846 nucleotides. RefSeq lists its product as uncharacterized. NCBI's taxonomy places the organism in Eukaryota, Fungi, Ascomycota, Sordariomycetes, Glomerellales, Glomerellaceae. Gene Ontology annotation, molecular function: DNA binding. The transcript has 3 exons. Gene Ontology annotation, biological process: nucleotide-excision repair; double-strand break repair via homologous recombination; DNA replication. Gene Ontology annotation, cellular component: nucleus; DNA replication factor A complex; chromosome, telomeric region. The record is from RefSeq and is a predicted model, not a curated record. The coding region runs from base 1 to 846 and encodes 281 amino acids.